Elgaria multicarinata webbii is the source of this 444-nucleotide messenger RNA. RefSeq names its product lysozyme C, milk isozyme-like. Lineage: Eukaryota; Metazoa; Chordata; Lepidosauria; Squamata; Anguidae. Gene Ontology annotation, molecular function: lysozyme activity. The record is from RefSeq and is a predicted model, not a curated record. The transcript has 4 exons. The coding region runs from base 1 to 444 and encodes 147 amino acids.
AUGCCUCUCUUACCGCAGACCUUCCUCCUCACUUGCCUUGUGGCCGCCAUCCAAGCCAAGAUCUACGGUCGCUGCGAGUUGGCCCAUGUGCUGAAGAAUAAUGGGAUGGACAGAUUCGAGGGCUUCAGCCUGGCUAACUGGAUCUGCAUGGCCUUUUAUGAGACCGGUUUCGACACGGAGGCUGUAGAUCGGCAUAAGGACGGCACCAAAGACUAUGGCAUCUUCCAUAUCAACAAUGGCUGGUGGUGUAAAGACGAAGACACCAUGUCGGAGAACUUUUGUGCCAUGUUGUGUUCAGAUUUGCUGAAUUCCAAUAUUGAAGAUGAUAUUAGCUGUGUCAAGAGAAUUGUGAGAGACCCCCAAGGCAUGGGGACCUGGGACGAGUGGAAAAAGCACUGUGAAAACCAAGACCUGGGGGAAUGGGUGAAGGGAUGUAGGGUUUAA